AUGUAUGUCCCGCUGUCCAGUCUCAGAGAACUGAUCACCGAAUCCAAAGUGGAGGACAUACUUCGUGAGGAGGGGUUGGUGCAAGAUCGCAAUGCAGAGACAGAAGCCAGGAGGAUUGUUCAGACCUCUAUGAAACUAUUCGCAAUCCUCGUCAGCAGGAAAAGAGGUGCUGAUAUCUUGAGGUUUCUGGAUGAGGGGAUAAGUGACACCGAUUUGCCUUUCGUCAUGAAGCCUGCAAGAACUGGAAGCGAGCGAAUGACACUACAGACAAAUGGAGGCCGCGAUAUCAAGGUUCUAAGUGAAUGGACUGAUCCUGAAAUCAAGAGCCUGGCGAAAAAGCAAUGGCGUAUGUUGGCCCCGGUGUUUGAGCAGGGCAAACAUUACGAUUUUCCGGUUGCUCAAAUCUUACCUUUCACGAAUUCGGGACGAAUUGAGAUUGAAAGCGGCUUCAGUGAGGUCUUUCAGGCCUUUAUACAUCCUGCUCAUCACACCUUUUGGGAUUUUCCUGUUUGCCGGAUUGAUUAUCAGAGAGUCUUGUGGUCGUUGAAGCAAAUGACAGGCCUCGCAAGCGCGCUCUCUUUGAUCCACGGGUUUCAGCUGCUGGACGAACGUCAGCCUGGUCGUUAUUUCGGACGUCAUGGUGAUUUGAAAGCAGAGAACAUCGUGUGGUUCCCGUCUUACCCUGGAUGCACUGACUCGGACGGAAUAUUGCAAAUCACGGACCUAGGCCUGGCUAGUCUUCAUAGCAUCGGAUCGGUAUCCAAUGGUGACCCGGCCGGCAUGCUUGGUACUAAAACUUAUAGGCCUCCAGACAAUUAUCGCAACCUGCGCAUAUCCCGGAAGUGGGACAUUUGGAGUCUUGGCUGCCUAUAUUUGGAGUUCAUUACCUGGAUAGUACUUGGAUUCGAUGCUAUCGUGGAGUUUGCCGAGCUUCGCGGUGCCGAAGGUGGUGAGACGGAUGAAUUCAGCGAAGAUUACUUUUACACGACUGAUCUCAGAGACGUACGGCCAUCAGUGAAGGCGUGGGUAACCCGCUUAUCAGAAGAUGAACGAUGUUCUGAUAUGCUUUAUGGUCUCUUGUGUUUGAUCAUGCGGAAAAUGAUUCGCAUCGAGCCUAAGGACCGAAUCGACUCUCAGCAACUCCACCAACAAUUACUUAACCUCCUUGAACAAGCAGCGAGUAAUGGAACCUAUCUCGCCAGGGCUAGUGAAAGAUCCCCAAUCUGA
Messenger RNA from Aspergillus fischeri NRRL 181, 1227 nucleotides. RefSeq names its product protein kinase domain-containing protein. Gene Ontology annotation, molecular function: ATP binding; protein serine/threonine kinase activity. NCBI's taxonomy places the organism in Eukaryota, Fungi, Ascomycota, Eurotiomycetes, Eurotiales, Aspergillaceae. The transcript has 2 exons. Bases 1 to 1227 code for a protein of 408 amino acids. Gene Ontology annotation, biological process: peptidyl-serine phosphorylation; peptidyl-threonine phosphorylation. The record is from RefSeq and is a predicted model, not a curated record.